AUGGGUAUAGGAAUAGAGAAAUCCAAUACCACACCCUACCAUCCGAUGGGAAACGGCCUCUGUGAGAGGUUCAACCGUACUCUACUAGGAAUGUUGGGCACAUUAUCCGAAGAUAAGAAGCAAGAUUGGAAAGCUCAUGUCGGUCCCCUAGUUCAUGCCUACAAUUGUACUCGGCAGGAAUCGACUGGGUUCACACCCUACUUCCUUAUGUUCGGGCGAAACCCAAGAUUACCCAUUGACUUAGCCUUUGGAGUAGACAACACCGGAGUUUCCUCACGGUCUAUGACAACUUACGUCGAUUCGUUGAAGGAUAGACUCUCCAAAGCCUAUGAGUUGGCCUCAGCCUAUUCACAGCGAAGGAAAAUUCGACAAAAGGAUGUUUAUGACUCCAAAGUUAGAGGAGCUGUCCUUGCCAUUGGUGACAGAGUGUUAGUCAAGGUUGUCGCUUUUGAUGGGAAACACAAGCUCUCGGAUAAGUGGGAGGAACAUCCAUAUGUCGUCAUGAAUCAGCCAAACCCGGACGUACCAGUUUACGAAGUGAAGAGAGAAGAUGGAGAAGGAAGGUCUAAGACACUUCAUCGGAAUCUCCUUCUUCCAAUCAGCUUCUUACCAGGGCAUACUGAUAAACCUGUACCAGUACCUAGACCCCGACGAUCGAGGGCAGCUCAGCAUACACCGGUCGCCGAAGACGACGACAGCAUCAGUGUGGCAGAGACUGACUCUACAGACGAGAUGUUGGUGGUUCUGGAUUGUGACGUAAAGGACACCACACCCGGGCCCAGAACCAGCCAACAAGAGGAGUCUGAGCAGGCAGAUGAGGAUGGGGAAGAGGACGCUCUUCACGAGGAUGUAUCUACUGCUACGGGAGAUACUGAAGAGGACGAAGACUCAGUGAAAUUCAGGAGGAAGGACCGACAUUACCUCGGCGAUCCCAGAGAGAGAGACGGAAACCCUCCUGGAUGCGGAGUGACACCUUCCAGUUUAGACAGCAGCCGGAGCCAGAUUGGAAGGCACGAGCUCAUUACCUUGAGUCAAUUGCAAAAUCUAGAGUACUGCAAGGAAAGGAAGAUGAUGCAGCAACGGCACUGCUCAACAUUAUCUCAGGACAGUAAAAUUUGUUUUAGCUUGUUUUUUUUACAGGAUUCUUCUGUUAAGCGUCGAGGAUGA
Messenger RNA from Ylistrum balloti, 1167 nucleotides. RefSeq lists its product as uncharacterized. The transcript has a single exon. Gene Ontology annotation, molecular function: nucleic acid binding. Lineage: Eukaryota; Metazoa; Mollusca; Bivalvia; Pectinida; Pectinidae. Bases 1 to 1167 code for a protein of 388 amino acids. The record is from RefSeq and is a predicted model, not a curated record. Gene Ontology annotation, biological process: DNA integration.